Molecule: messenger RNA, 1622 nt
Organism: Salvia miltiorrhiza (redroot sage)
Lineage: Eukaryota; Viridiplantae; Streptophyta; Magnoliopsida; Lamiales; Lamiaceae
Product: UDP-glycosyltransferase 83A1-like
Exons: 2
Coding region: 45-1463 (472 amino acids)
Molecular function (GO): UDP-glycosyltransferase activity
Source: RefSeq, a predicted model, not a curated record
AGCUCUUUUUAUCAGUUGAAUCAAUCAUCAAGCAAGCUAAUUCCAUGGCGACAGUUUCCGACAACAAACCUCAUGUAUUGGCGGUUCCGCUCCCUGCCCAAGGCCACGUGAAGCCGCUCAUGAGCCUCUGCCGCCAAAUAGCCAAACACGGCAUUAAGGUCACCUUUGUUAACGCCCAAUCUAUACAUCACAAAAUACUUUCUGAAUCUGCUGCUGAAGAAGAAGAUGAUGAUUCCGACGCCAACAUAGUGAUGACGACAGUCCCCGACGGGCUAACGCCGACGGACGAUCCAAACAGCCCCUUUACGCUGUUUCAAACUCUUCCAAAGACGAUGCCGCAAACCUUGCCAGAAUUAAUUGAGAGGAUUAAUGGUGAGAAUCCAAACCAGAAAAUCAGCUGUGUGAUCGCUGAUCUUUCGUUUGGGUGGAUUUCGGAGAUAGCAGAAAAGAAGGGGGCUGAAUUUGUAGGCUUUUCACCCCCUUCCUUUGCGUCCCUUGCCGUACUGCUUCAAAUUCCGAACCUCAUUCAACAAGGAUAUCUUGAUACAAACGGAUCACUGGAGAAAAUUGAUCUGGUCAGCCUCUCCGACGACAUACCAAGCUGGAGAAAAGAUGAGUUUCCUUGGAGCAUUUCCAGCGACCUGAAAAUUCAAAAAAUCAUCUUCGAUACUGUGCAAUCAUAUAAAGCUGCGGAUAAAGCUAAAUGGUUGCUAUCCAAUACUUGUUAUGAACUCGAACCCGCAGCUUGUGACUUAUACCCAGGCUUUCUCCCCAUCGGGCCGCUGCAUUUAGUCGAGGAAGCGAAGACGAUGGAGAAAUCUCGUUACGAUUUCGGCAACUUUUACUCAGAAGAUGCAACUUGCUUGAUCUGGUUGGACACUAAACCGCCUGGAUCGGUAGUUUACGUUUCUUUCGGCAGCUUAUCAUUUUACUCUCAGCAACAGUUACAUGAACUGGCUCUCGGGCUCGAGCUUUCACGCCGGGAUUUUCUGUGGGUCGUUAGGCGGGACCUUGCGAAUGGGUUGCAGGCUAUUUUACCCGACGGGUUUCUGGAGAGGGUGGUUGGGUUUGGAAAGAUUGUUGAGUGGGCACCGCAGGAUGAAGUUCUGUCUCAUCCGGCUAUUGCGUGUUUUGUGUCACACUGUGGAUGGAACUCGACUCUGGAAGGUGUUAGUAAAGGCGUCCCGUAUCUGUGCUGGCCUUAUUUUGCGGAUCAAUUCCACAACGAGAGUUACAUUUGUGAUAAGUGGGAGAUUGGGUUGAGAAUUGAUUGUGAUGAAAAUAGGAUUAGAUCGAGAUAUGAAAUCAUGAAGAAAAUCGACAUGCUUUUAUGUGAGAGCAGGUUUAAGGAAAACGCAUUGAAACUCAAGGAAACGUGUGCCAAGAGCAUUGGAGAAAGGCGAUCAUCUUAUAUAAAUCUAAUGACAUUUAUCGAUCAUCUUAGAAAGUGCACUAUAUCUUGAAAAUUAGGACAAUAACUUUCGAACUUGUAAAAAUAGGACAUUAAUUAAUAAACGUUACACCCGCAGGAUAUUUCUCGGCCAAUUAUCAAAUUUUCGGACUUUUCCAUACGGACCAAGCACAUGACAUCCUAUCUAGAGCCGUAAAAAUGACGUGCUUGC